AUGUUACUCUCGUUGCAAAAAAGAGAUAGUACUUCGAAAAACGCUGAGUCGCUGAAUGUAACAUGCGAUUUUUCUGUUUCGUUUCAGGAGGAUUAUAGUCAACGCAGACGCUUAUCGACACCUAGCGGCAGCCCGAGCCCUCCUAGACCGACCAGACUCUCGAGAUCCACCGGCACUCUCACCAGAGAGGAAGAGUCCUUCUGCGAGUCCAGCAACACCCUGACCAGGGACAACCAGGGCCAAGAGGCGGAGAGGAAGGGCUGGUUCAAGUCCCUCUCGAGGAAGAACAAAUCCAAUGCCGCACCGGUGGAUAAAAAGCCGAGAAUACCCGAGAGCGAGAUCUUGACGACCGGCACCGAGGAUGAGGAAGCUUCCUCUGCGCCUGAACGAGUUUCCGUGCAAAAGAAUCUCCGCUUCUUCGGCGAUACGGAUCAGGAGUCCGUCUCGUCCAACAGAGACCGCAGAAAUAAACGAGUUGACGACCAUGCCUGCUCGAGGCGUGAUGUCACGAAUUCGAAUCGCCGGGGUAUCAUAUCAGCCCCAAGAAAAUCGAGACUCGCUGAAAGCGCAUUAUCAUCGGGCGAAAGUACAACCGGCGAUAGCAGCCAGCAAAGUCAAAAUUCUCAGAGAUCGCAGAGAUCUGUCGUGUAUCUUCACGCUGCUACAGUCGGCGAAAUACCAGGCCCGAAUGAACGACGCCGUGCGGCGAGUCGCGAGGAGUUAAAUCGACCGUUGCAAUCGCACACGAGAACGGUGUCGAGGAGCGUGAGCGUCCUUGCUCCGUGGAAGCCGCGACAUUAUAGGGAACCGUUUGAGAUCAACUACGAUCAGCAACAGCAUGCAAAACCGAUCGCGACCAUGAGACGCAGGCAACGAAGUCGCGAAACCCUCAGCCGCCGAGGAAAGGAAGCACGGCGAAGCAAGGACAAUCUUUCUAAGACAAGUACGAUCAAUCGCAGCACGCUAAAACCGAAGGACAAGCAGAAAGUGGACAGAACUGUUUCCACGGAAUCGCUGGCCACCAAAUCGCGAGGCAUCGGCUCCAAGACGGAAUUGAACAGAUCCACGUCCGUGCCCCGCGACCCGAACAAGAGCGCGGGAUGGUUCAAGCUAAAGAGCAAGAAGUCCCGCGCCUGAAUUGGGCGGCCAUUGAUCAAUGCUAGUCUCGAGUUUCAUAAGUGUAAUUCGUAAUUUCGUGUAGGCGAUUAAUAGGCGUCGAUAUCUGGCGCGCGCUGAUUAAUAACGACGCGACUUAUCGAUAAUACACACCGUUCUCAAACACCGUUUAACACAUGCACGCGAGUGCGUCGAUCGCGAUCGCGCGGGUUUUAAUUUUUUUAACCGAGCAGCAUAUGAUUGCGGCAACAACGUGUAAAUUAAUUGCUGCUCAACACAUCGAUCGGUUUUGCGAAUUUAUGAAAUUUGUGCUACUUAAGACACAAAGUUAUAACCCCCCCCCCCCCCCCGCAUAAAUAGAUAUAUAUGUAUAUCUAUACGUAACAGAAUAAAACAAUUAUUCAAAUAUACAUAGGCACACGCGAAGAAGCUUCAAACCUCAGUUACUCGUCAAAUUAAUAUUGUUAUACUCUUUGCGCAUUAAAUAACGUUUUUUUGUAACAAAGAAGAUUGCAAAAGAUCAAAUGUAAACUCUUGAAAAGUAUAAUAUUAAAUAUGAAGUGUAUUCUAAAAUGAGAACCUUCUCAAUCUAUCGUUACAUUAUCGUUAAUAGCUUUCUCUCUGCCAAAUUUAACGGAUUAAAUUUGUUGCGAAUGAUGAGAAUGCGUUCAUAAUAUAUUCAUAUUAUAUCGUGAAUUAACAUGUCAUCGUGUAUUAACUUUUGUUUCUCCUUCGGGAUUUGACAAAAAGUGCUUCAAAUUUUUCAUACUUUCACGUAACUAAAUCCAUAUGCGUUGCGCAUCUCAUGGGAAAAUUAACGCGUCACUUUAUUCUACCGUGGAUCAAAGUGCCAUUUCUCUACAUUCCUAUAGUGUAUACACCCUUCGUUAAAUAAAUUGAAAUUCCCGAA
Molecule: messenger RNA, 2026 nt
Organism: Temnothorax curvispinosus
Lineage: Eukaryota; Metazoa; Arthropoda; Insecta; Hymenoptera; Formicidae
Product: micronuclear linker histone polyprotein-like
Exons: 6
Coding region: 1-1137 (378 amino acids)
Source: RefSeq, a predicted model, not a curated record